Molecule: messenger RNA, 1637 nt
Organism: Triticum dicoccoides
Lineage: Eukaryota; Viridiplantae; Streptophyta; Magnoliopsida; Poales; Poaceae
Product: putative clathrin assembly protein At1g25240
Exons: 1
Coding region: 233-1381 (382 amino acids)
Biological process (GO): clathrin-dependent endocytosis; vesicle budding from membrane; clathrin coat assembly
Cellular component (GO): clathrin-coated vesicle; clathrin-coated pit
Molecular function (GO): phosphatidylinositol-4,5-bisphosphate binding; SNARE binding; 1-phosphatidylinositol binding
Source: RefSeq, a predicted model, not a curated record
CACACGUCGUUCGUUGACGCAAUGCCGCUUCCCCCUCCCCCUCCUCCUUCUCCCCCGCCGCGUGCUCCAGCGGCCCACCAUUGAUCUGUUGACGAAUAUAUCCGUCCUGUCCAUACACCGGAGCUCUGUCCUAUCCUACGUGCGCGGGCGCUUGAUCCGCCGAUCGCUGCCCAGCCCAGGGUUGGCUGGCGGGAGGGAGCAAUCGAUCGAUCGAUCGUUCGUUCCAUCUACAAUGACGACGGCGCGGCAGUGGUGGAGGCGCGCGGCCGCGGCGGCCAAGGACAAGAAGAGCCUGUGCCUGACGCGCGCCGCGGGGGCGCUGCGCUCGCCGGCCAGGGUCAGGGGCGGCGCGGUGGAGCUGGACGCGGCGGUCAUCCGCGCCACCAGCCACGACGACCGCUUCGUGGACCGCGGCGCCGCGGCGCGGGUGCUGGACCUCGCGCGCGCGUCCUCGCCGUCGCCGCUCGUGUGGGCGCUGGCGCGCCGCGCGGGCCGGACGCGCUGCUGGGCCGUGGCGCUCAAGGCGCUCAUGCUCGCGCACCGCCUGCUCCUCCUCGCGCAGCCCCGCGCCGGCGGCCGCGUGCCGUUCGACCUCGCCGACUUCCGGGACCGCUCCUCGGCCGGCUUCUCCGCCCUCGUGCGCGCCUACUUCCGCUUCCUCGACGCCCGCUCCCUCUUCGCCGCCGAGGAAGACGACGGCGCCGGCGCCAACGGCGACGAGGACGAGGACGACGAGGAGACGCGCCUGCUGGACCGCCUGUCCAGGCGGCAGCACCUGCUCGACCUGCUCAUGCAGAUUCGGCCCUACGGGGAUGGCAUGGAGCGGCAGAGCCUCGUCCUCGACGCCAUGGAAUGCGCGGUCGUCGAGAUCUUCGACGUCUACGGCCAAGUACGCGCCGGCAUCGCUGAGUACCUCGUCGCCGUCGGGGGCUCGACGCCGACCACGCCGACGCCGAGGCCUCGGCCGGGAGAGACCGUGGCGACGGCGAGGCGGCGCAGGGCCAUGCAGGGAGUGCGGGUGCUGCGGAAGGAGGCGGAGCAGAGCGCACUGGUAUCGUCCUACUUCGAGCUCUGCCGGACCCUCGGCGUGCUCAGCGCCGCCGAGUUCCCGGCCGUGGAGCGCGUCCCGGACCACGACAUCAGGGACCUCGAGAAGCUCAUUAUGGCCCACGUCGAAGACGGCGGCUGCAAGCUGGAGCAGGACAACGAACCGAAGGCGUUGGUGGGCCCCAUGGAGGACGCCGGCGUGGCGUCGACGACGGUGGCCAUGAAAGAGUGGAUGGUGUUCGACGACGAUGCGGGUACCGGACUUAGGCAAGGGCAAUUUGGUGAUUACGUCAACCCGUUCCUAACCAACUCGACGGAGUUUGGCGAGACGUGACGGCGAGCGUCAACUUGUGAAAGAAUGAGUUUUUGUGAAUACUAUUUUUUUCAGAGGACAGAUUAUUCACAUUUCAUUUGAUGAUUAGAAACAAAUCGAAAGCUAAGCAGUGGUGACUAAAGACCACGAGUGCAAAUAGGUCAAUCAUGAAGCAACUGUUGUGAGUACAUGUGAUUGCUGCACGGUUAGAUUGAGAAAAAAAAACAUGCAAGCAUUCCCUAACCAAUCACCCUUUAGCAUAUUUUCAUUUUGCUCU